AACCUAAAAGACUCAAAAGUCACAAGAGGGAAAACAAGUUGAAAAGUUGUUUUAAUGUUCAUGUUUGGAAAUGUUAAAUGAUAACAAUCUCUCUGAAAAUUGUAAGCUGAUAGUACAAUAAAAAAGAUGCCGGUGAGUCGGUUGGACGUAGUGUACAGGAAAUUUCUCCUAACGAAGUUUUUCACAAAAGGAUGGGGUUCGCCGGAGCACUUACAAAGACUAUUCGAUUUUCGGCAGAUUAUUUCUAAUAGGGAUUCCUGUUAUCAGUUGGUGCCAAAACAUUAUCCAAUUACCAUACUGAAUGAGGUUAAAAGAUCUGACUGUCGAAUACUGGAAGGCAAAUUCCAUAGCCCAUUGACAUUGUAUCUACCAGGAUUGGUCCCAGAAGAAGUGCAAGACUCUUAUUUUCAAAUGGUGCUGCCGUUGGAGUGGAAAAACUCUCACAAACCCAUGUGUAUUCAUUUAGCAGGAACUGGUGAUCAUUAUUUCUGGCGAAGAAGAAACAUCAUGGCAAAACCUCUACUAAAAGAGGGGAUAGGAGCUAUUAUUUUAGAGAAUCCAUAUUAUGGACUUAGAAAACCCAAAGAUCAAGUAAGAUCCAGCUUACAUUUUGUUUCUGAUAUAUUUGUGAUGGGUGGUUGUCUAAUACUGGAAUGUCUGGUGCUACUCAAUUGGUGUGAACAACUAGGAUUUGGCCCACUGGGAGUCACAGGAAUCUCAAUGGGUGGACAUAUGGCUUCACUAGCAGCAUCAAAUUGGCCAAGGCCCUUAGUACUAGUGCCUUGCUUAUCAUGGUCAUCUGCCUCUUCUGUUUUCACAGAGGGUGUUAUGAGUGAUUCCAUAGACUGGGACAUGUUACAAGCACAGUAUGAAAACAAUAAAUCCUACUGUGAUAAUCUCUCUAAAAUAUGUAGAAUAGUUGACAAUCCUUUUGCAUCUGAUCUCAGUAAACCUACAGAGGGAGCCAUAGAAUUAUCAAAUCUGGACCAAUCUGACAUAUCCAACAUAACCCCACAUGAGCUGAUGAACUUCAUGAACUGCAGUAGUUUUUCUGGUGUAAUUCUCAAACCCUUGGACAAAAAAAAGGAACUACAACCUGCUGGGGAAUUUUCCCUGGCAAAUAUCUUCAAGGACAAGCCUCCACUUGCUUUGAACAAAAAAGUAAACCAGAUGAAGACAAGGGAUAAAGAAGCCUUGUGGUUUAUGAGAGGGAUGAUGGAUGAAUGCACUCAUUUGAAGAACUUUUCAGUGCCCUAUGAUACAUCCCUGAUCAUUAAUAUUUGUGCCAAGGCUGACGGUUAUGUUCCUAGAGGUGGGCUGACAGGUUUGGAAGACAUUUGGCCUGGAGCUAUGGUUAAAUAUGUAGACUGUGGGCAUGUUGGAGCAUAUAUUUGGCAUCGAAAAAUAUUCAGGGAAGCUAUCAUUGAGGCUUUCAAUAGGGCAAAACUAAAAAUAGGACCUCCCUCUCCUUCAGUUUAUGAGAUUUGAUAAUGCUCAGUUUUGUAAUAAUAAUUACAAAUUUUACCAAAGUGCCUUGAAAAUUGUUAAUUCAACUUGUUUCUUCUUGUUAUUCAAUUUGUUAAAUGAAUUGUUGAAAGUUUAUAAAUUAGAAAUGCCUAUAUGCUUUUGUUAUGUUCACACAUAAUAUAUGUAUGUGGUUGAGUGGAAUUAUGUCCACAAAGCCAAAAAAAAGUUGUGAUAUUGUCUCAAUAGCAAGUUGUGUAUUAAUAGAGACUGUUUAUUGUU
Messenger RNA from Phaedon cochleariae (mustard beetle), 1746 nucleotides. The record is from the annotation of a GenBank genome assembly. Lineage: Eukaryota; Metazoa; Arthropoda; Insecta; Coleoptera; Chrysomelidae.